Macrosiphum euphorbiae (potato aphid) is the source of this 3402-nucleotide messenger RNA. The record is from the annotation of a GenBank genome assembly. NCBI's taxonomy places the organism in Eukaryota, Metazoa, Arthropoda, Insecta, Hemiptera, Aphididae.
AUGAGUUUCCAAAUGAAAAAACCUAGUGCAGUUUUAAAACACCUCAGUUCUAUUGUUGAGAACAAAGAAGCCGAAGACAAUACUUCUACAAAAUUAUCGCUUUGUGAAUUAUCUUCACAAAAAGAACAAAAGAAAAAAGAACAUAAUACUGCAUUUAAAGGUUAUGUUGAUGAUUCAAUUACAUCUGAAUAUAUGACUUAUGAACAACUUCAAACUUCAUUGAUUAAAAAGUCACCCAAAAAAACAGAAUCAAUAGAAGAAAAAAGCUUAAACCAGCCUACUAUAAGAAUGCUAGAAUAUCAAAAUGCAAAAAAAAAAGAAAUUAUAGACAAUAAGACAAUUAGAUGUACUACCAAAAUGAAUAAAAAUAGUUCAUCCAAGAAAGUGAUUUCUAUAUUAGAAAAAAAUGAAAUUCCAUAUAAUUCUCGAAGCACUGAAAAGAAUCACUGUGAUCCAAAUUUAUCAAAGGACAUUUUGCUUAGUGAUGAACAUAUUAAUGAACUCAAUGUUACAUCUAUCGGCAGUGUUGCAAAACUAGAAGCGCAUAUAAAAAGCUUAGAAAAAAUAGAGUAUGAAAUGUUGCAAAAAGUAUUUAACAUGUUUGUUAAUAUACCAGAAAAGUUGGCUAUUAAUAUACCCGGUCUUCGAGAUCCUUCAUCUUUGCCCCACCUUCAAAAAGUUCGGCAAAAAAUUAAAAAUAAAUUAAAAUUUGCUAAAGCACAAUUAAAAAGUCGACAAAAUAUGACAAAAGUUGAGAGCUCUUCUGUAAUUAACAAUAUUUUUGUUGCAUCUGAUAAUGAUGAAAAUCAUGUAAAUAGAAUCUCAGAAAAUAUAGUAAAAGAUGAGAAAUUAUGUUUUUCAAAAAAUUUGAACAAAAAUUCUCAAAAUAAACCAUUACUGACUCAAAAUAAAGCCAAACAAAUACCAUGUACUUUGACAUCUUUAAAAAAUAAUGUAGAAGAAAUUGAAUACGAGCCUGAUGUAAGCUUAAAUUUGUACAGUCAAAAAUCUACUUCUGAUACUCAAACAAUGAAUAAAAUACCAAAUGAUUGUACAAAUCGACCGAUUCAAACAGAUCAUAUAAAUACCAGUUAUAACAAAGAUCUAAAUUCAAGUACAAACUUGUCCAUGACUGAGUUUACCAAAACUGACUAUAGUUUUUCUUGGGAACUUUUAGCAGUAUUUAAAAAAACUUUUGGACUCCGACAUUUUCGCCCAAAUCAAUUUGAAGCAAUUAAUGCUGCUUUGCUUGGGCAUAAUUGUUUCAUUUUAAUGCCAACUGGUGGUGGAAAAUCAUUAUGCUACCAAUUGCCUGCAGUUAUAUCAAAAGGUAUAACUGUUGUGAUAUCACCAUUAAAAUCAUUGAUUAUUGACCAGACUCAAAAAUUAAAAUCUCUAGAUAUACCAGCAGCUCACUUAUUAAGUAGUAUUACCCCUGACGAAGAAAAUACAAUUUAUUCUGAACUAUGGGGGGCUGAUCCAGGAUUGAAAUUGCUGUAUGUUACUCCAGAAAAAGUUGCAGCAAGUAAUAAAUUAAUACAAGUUUUAAACAAUUUGCAUUGUAGGAAUUUACUAGCUCGGAUAGUUAUUGAUGAAGCUCACUGUGUGUCCCAAUGGGGUCAUGAUUUUCGACCAGACUACAAACGAUUAGGUGUAUUGAAACAAAAUUACCAAAAUGUUCCAAUAAUGGCACUAACGGCUACAGCAACUCAACGUGUUCGCCAAGAUGUUCUUUAUCAGCUUAAUAUUGAAGAAACAAAAUGGUUUGUAUCCAGUUUUAAUCGACCUAAUUUAGUUUAUGAGGUGAUCCCUAAAAAAGGUAAAUCUUCAUUAUUGGAAAUUGCCAAUCUAAUAAAAUCGAAAUUUGCACGUCAGUCCGGUAUAAUUUAUUGUAUGACAAAAAAAGAAUGUGAUAAUACCGCUAUUUUGAUGUCCAGAGAAGGAAUCAAAGCUGUUAGCUAUCAUGCUGGAUUAACAGAUAAGAAAAGAAAUGAUGUUCAAAUGCAAUGGACUUCUAAUAAAUCAAAUGUAGUUUGUGCCACUAUUGCUUUUGGCAUGGGUAUUGACAAGCCUGAUGUGCGUUAUGUUAUACAUUAUUCAUUACCACAAUCUAUUGAGGGUUUUUAUCAAGAAUCUGGUAGAGCUGGACGAGAUGGUGAUGUUGCAUACUGUUUGAUAUACUACAACUAUUCAGAUAUGCAUCGUAUCAAAAAACUCAUUGAAAUUGGAGGUGGGGCUACUUAUGAAACAAAAAAGGUACGUUUUCAUAAUCUCUGUAGAAUUGUAUCCUACUGUGAAAACAAAGUGGAUUGUCGUCGUGCCAUGCAACUUAACUAUUUUGAUGAACAAUUUGAUAAAGCCCAAUGCAUUGCUAAUGAGAAGACUACUUGUGACAAUUGCCGAAUAAAGCAUUCUAUAAAAAUAAUUGAUGUCACGGAAGAAAGCAUUAACCUAAUAAUGGCCGUUCAAGAAAUCUGCGGUUCAGGAAAUAAUUUUACAUUCACACAUUUUGUAGAUAUUUUCAAAGGAAAAAAAACUCAAAAAGUGGUAUUACAUGGUCAUGAAAAUUCUAAUAUAUUUGGAAAGGCCUUACACUGGGAUAGGGAUGAUAUAGAACGAUUAGUACACAAAUUAAUACUUGAAGGUUAUUUGAGAGAAGAAAUGGUUGCAUUUAAUUCAGAUAUUAUGAAUGCAUACAUUCGAAUAGGCCCUGAAGCUGAAAAACUUCUAACUGGAUUCUUUAAGUUAUCACUUGCAUUAAGUCCAAAAACAAAUUUGAUCGACAGUAAUAUUGUUAGUAUUAAAGAUAGUACUGUAAAUCCAAUUCUUGAAGAAAUAAAGGAAAAAUGCUACACAAAUCUAAUGGAAGUAUGCCGUGGCUUAGCUGAAUCUUUGGAUAUUAGUACAAAUGCCGUUAUGACUAUUCAAGCAAUUCGUUCAAUGUCACAAUUGAUGCCCAAUAAUGAAGAAGACAUGUUAAAAAUUGAUGGCGUUACAAAAUCUAAUUUUGAAAAAUUUGGUCAACCCCUAUUAGAAAUCACACAACAAGCAGCUGCAGAAAAGUCAGCAAUUAUAAGUACUGAAGUGAAUCAAGACAGCUAUAGCAAUAAUGGAUAUUGUCAAGGAAUUAACGUUGAUUCCCCAUAUUAUGAAGAUAUGGUCAACAGAAUGAUGGAAACUAACAAUUUAAGUGGAAGAAAACGUAAAACAACUUCUUUAACUAAUAAAAGAACCAAACGUUUUAAAAGGAGUAAAGGAAAAAAAAAGAAUAGUUCCAAAGGAACGUCUACUUCAAAAAUGGCAAAAAUACGUAGUGCUGCAAUUAAAUUGAGUGCUAAAUUACGUCCUACUAAGAAACCAGGAUUUUUACCAGUGCCAAAACAGGCUCCAACAAAAAAAUGA